Molecule: messenger RNA, 489 nt
Organism: Adineta ricciae
Lineage: Eukaryota; Metazoa; Rotifera; Eurotatoria; Adinetida; Adinetidae
Source: the annotation of a GenBank genome assembly
AUGAACUUGAAACGCGAUGUAUCGACUAAUGCACUUCGAUCGGCCAUUUAUCAAAAGUUACAAAACGAAAAUCAAGUUCGAACGAUCGAACAACUUGGCCUUCUCUCCGAUGAUAGUAAAAUAGAGAAACGCUCGACUCCUCUCGAUACAUUGAGCAUCUGGUUAGCGAAACGUUUAGCUUACGGGCCGAAUGAACGCGAUAUCGUCAUUCUACAUCAUCAAGUCGGAGUUACAUGGCCAACAUUGUCACAAGAAGAUAGUGAAUUGAAAACUAUCGAUAUGGUUGUUUACGGCGAUGCAAAAUAUUCUGCUAUGGCUAAGACAGUUGGUCUACCGGCGGCAAUCGCUACACGAAUGUUACUUGCUAAUGAAAUUCAUGAACGUGGUGUUGUUGUACCUGUUAAACGUACGAUUUACAAACCGAUCUUAAAUGAACUCAAGCGCGAGGGUAUCUCGUGGACGGAGAAAACAAUAAAACAAAUAAUGUGA